This is a messenger RNA of Parnassius apollo (apollo), 273 nucleotides long. The record is from the annotation of a GenBank genome assembly. NCBI's taxonomy places the organism in Eukaryota, Metazoa, Arthropoda, Insecta, Lepidoptera, Papilionidae.
AUGGCGCUGUUGACGAAUUCAGCGUCGGCGUCUGGCCCAACGGCCACGGGGCCGACGGCGCCACAAGCACACCACUCCACCACACCCCUGCACCACUACUUUCAUUAUCUGAAGCAGCCGUCACCGUUGGCGCAGAACCCUUAUGCUCACCAUUCCAGUGCUCAUCACAUGGGUAUGGGGCCAGGGCCUUUGGGCGGUUUGGGGCCUUUUGGAUUAACGCAUCACGGAUUGGAGGCAGUUGGUUUCCCACAAGGUAAGUCCGAACUUGUGUGA